UUUUUAUUACCAUCUUUCCCAAAAAUUUCAACCCAAAAAAGAAGAAAAAUUUUCUAUUCAUGGCUGAUUCAACUUCCUCAUUUUCUUCAAUCAUUUCUCCUUCUUCCCAUUUGGUUUCCUGCAUUUUCUACUCUUGAAGAGAAAGCAAAACCCAUUUCAGACUUCUCCUUUCUCAUUUGAUUUCCUCAUCAUCACGGCAAGAUGUCCCAAAAUCUUGUGGGGCUCUUGUUUGUUUCUCUUUGGAUCCUCACCCGUUUCGUCCAUUCAUCCACUGAUAAAAAUGAUGUUUCAGCCCUCAAUGUGAUGUACACGAACUUAAAUUCUCCUUCCAAAUUGAAUGGCUGGAAAUCAAGCGGCGGGGAUCCUUGCGGUGAAGGCUGGGAUGGUAUCAAGUGCAGAGGCUCAUCUGUAAUAGAAAUAAAAUUAUCCGACCUUGAACUCAGUGGUUCAUUGGGUUACCAGCUAUCUAACUUGAAAUCUGUCACUACCUUUGACAUGAGCAGGAACAACCUCAACAAUAACAUACCAUACCAACUUCCUCCCAAUGUAGUUAAUUUAGAUCUUUCUGAAAAUGACUUCAGCGGUACUGUGCCUUUUUCAAUAUCCCAAUUACAUAGCUUGAAGUCCUUAAAUCUUGGUCAUAACCAGCUUAAUGGAGAAUUGAAUGACAUGUUUCAAAAGCUUUCAAAGCUCAAUAUGCUGGAUUUAUCCUUUAACCAACUGUCAGGAAAACUUCCUCAGAGUUUUGCAAAUCUCUCAAGCCUCAAAACAUUGCGUCUCCAGGAAAAUAAAUUCACUGGUCCAAUAAAUGUCCUAACUGACCUACCUCUUGACGUACUGAAUGUUGAAAACAAUAAGUUCACUGGCUGGAUACCAAAUGAGUUGCAGGAUAUUGAAGAUAUAUCAACUGGAGGAAAUGAUUGGUCAGCCGGGCCAGCUCCCCCUCCUCCCCCAGGAGUCCACCAUGAACGUAAAACCUCUGGGGAUAAAGAUAGUGGCGGAAACAAAUCUGCAGUUCGUGCAGCAGUUAUAGCAUUAAUUUGUCUUGGAGUGUUGCUGUUUCUUGCACUUCUUAUUGGUCUAUUUUCCAAAAAAAGGUCAACUCCAUCCUCUCAUUUUAUUGAUGAAGAGAAGGGCAGUCAGCGCGGCCGUGGGGCAUUCACCGCACUUUCAGCCAAUGAUUCAUCCAAUGAAUUACGUUUCGAUCUAUGUCGCAAAUCAGUGGAUUCCAAUGCUUCUAUUGAUGUAAAAACUAUGCAAAGAUCUCCAUCAAUGGGUCUUAAGCAUUCACACUCCAAUCACUUGAAAUCGAUUAAUGAUAAUGAGUUUGCAAACCGCCUCAAUGCCCAAAAGAGCACGUCUAUUCAUGCAACUGAAAUUUCUUUGUUAGAGUUGCAGACCGGGACUGCUAAUUUUGCAACAGGCCGCCUUCUUGGUGAGGGAUCCAUUGGACGUGUCUAUAAGGCUAAAUAUCCAGAUGGGAGGGUUCUGGCUGUUAAGAAAAUUGAUUCCUCAUUCUUCGAAGGGCGGAAUGCAGAAACUUUUUCAUCAAUUGUUAUUAACAUCUCAAGGAUUCACCAUCCUAACAUUGCUGAACUUGUUGGUUACUCCUCAGAACAAGGUCACAACAUGUUAGUUUAUGAGUACUUUAGGAAUGGCUCACUUCAUGAGUUUCUGCACAUGUCCGAUGACUUCAGCAAGCCCUUAACUUGGAACACCAGAAUCAGAAUUGCUUUAGGCACUGCCCGAGCUGUUGAAUACCUUCAUGAAGUUUGUUCCCCAUCUCUACUUCACAAGAAUAUCAAGUCAUCAAAUAUUUUGCUUGAUGCUGAACUCAAUCCCCGUUUGUCUGACUAUGGAUUGGCAAACUUCCAUCAUCGUACAAGCCAGAAUUUGGGGGCCGGAUAUAAUGCACCUGAGUGCAUCAACCCUACAGCUUAUACCAUGAAGAGUGACGUCUAUAGUUUCGGAGUGGUUAUGCUGGAGCUUCUAUCUGGUCGAAUGCCUUACGACAGUAAAAAGCCGAAAUCCGAACAAUGCCUAGUGAGAUGGGCGACUCCACAACUGCACGACAUUGAUGCACUGGCAAAUAUGGUUGACCCUGCCUUGCGUGGACUCUAUCCUCCGAAAUCACUUUCUCGAUUUGCAGAUAUCAUUGCUCUCUGUGUGCAAGUGGAGCCUGAAUUUCGGCCACCAAUGUCGGAGGUGGUGGAAGCAUUGGUACGUUUAGUUCAACGCUCGACUAUAAACAUGAAAGAGGAUCUGUCAUCUUCUCGGAGAACCGAGGAUUCUGACUAUUGAUAUAUUAAUUUUUUUUUCUUUUUGUAUAUCGGUUCAUCCAAAACCUUAAUAUUGCGAGGGAUGUUUUCCUUCUAAUUUUCACUUGUUUUGCCAAUGUACAUGCAAUAUUUUCAUUAUCAGUUUAUCAUUUUUAAGUUU
This is a messenger RNA of Carica papaya (papaya), 2439 nucleotides long. It is a transcript of the gene SRF5, whose product is annotated as STRUBBELIG-receptor family 5. Lineage: Eukaryota; Viridiplantae; Streptophyta; Magnoliopsida; Brassicales; Caricaceae. The record is from RefSeq and is a predicted model, not a curated record. Gene Ontology annotation, molecular function: protein binding; ATP binding; protein kinase activity. Gene Ontology annotation, biological process: protein phosphorylation.